AUGAAGGUGCUUUGUCUCCACGGGAAGGGGACCAGUGGCUCUAUCUUCCGCUCUCAGAUUUCCUCAUUUCGCGCUAAACUUCCCAACGACAUACAAUUUGAUUUUCUUGAUGGCCCAUUUAAGAGUGAUGCCGCUGCAGGCGUAGAUAUCUUCUACGGUCCGCCUUAUUAUUCCUUUUGGGAACAGGAUGGCGUCGACUCGGUCCGAGCCACCUACAACUGGCUGACUGAGCAUAUCGCCAAAAAUGGCCCAUACGAUCUCGCACUGAUGUUCUCGCAAGGCUGCGUUUUGGGCUCUAGUGCUCUCCUAUUCCAUCAAGAAGAGACGCCCCAUCUCCCGCCACCGUUCAAAGCGGCUAUUUUUGUCUGCGGUGGCGCCUCCUUGAGUGUUCUCGAGGAGAUGGGCUUCCAUGUUUCUGCCGAGGCGCGCGAGCGUGAUCUUGCAUCCCGGUCUGCGCUAGCUCUACAAGCCAACUCGUCGGCGCUCUUGGCCCAGGGUGCGGAUCGGUGGACUGGUCUCAAGACUCUAGACGGCGGGCUGUCGGAGGCCGAAUUGCGGGAUGAGAUCACUAGCCCCUACCGUAUCAAUGUUCCCACGGUACAUAUUUACGGCUCGAAGGAUCCUCGAUGGGCGGCUGGUGUGCACCUCUCUGGUAUAUGCGAACCAACGAAACGUCGCACCUACGAUCACGGUGGUGGACAUGAGAUUCCUAGGACAGCUGCCGUGAGCAACUCGAUCGCGGAACUUUUCCAGUGGGUUGUUGCACAGAGUGAUUCAAAUUGA
Penicillium concentricum is the source of this 783-nucleotide messenger RNA. Its product is annotated as putative EF-hand calcium-binding domain protein. The transcript is spliced from 2 exons. Bases 1 to 783 code for a protein of 260 amino acids. The record is from RefSeq and is a predicted model, not a curated record. Gene Ontology annotation, cellular component: nucleus; cytoplasm. Lineage: Eukaryota; Fungi; Ascomycota; Eurotiomycetes; Eurotiales; Aspergillaceae.